AUGACUCCUCUUGGCUGUAACAACUCAGGGACUUACAUGUUUGUCCUUGGGUUUGGCUUUGCUGUUAAAACAAGAGACUACAAGGUUGUGAGGAUGGCCUAUGCUCAUGGUGAUGGUCAAUACUUGUUGCCACUUAGGGUUGAGAUUUAUGAGCUUAGUUCAGGAAUCUGGAAGGAUUUUGAUGGUUUUAUUCCAGAUAUUGGUAUCGUUGAGUAUUUCUGGACACAAGUUGAAAUUUAUGGGAAAGUCUACUGGACUGCAUACAAGAGAAAUUGGGAGAGAAGGGUGGAGAACUUGAUUAUGAUGUUUGAUCUCAAUGAGGAGAUUUUUCAAGAAUUAUCAUUACCAGAAAUUUUGGUUAAUGAAACCCCUACGAAUUUAAAUGUUGCACAGCUUGGGAAAUUACUUGUUGUGUAUCAGUAUGAUACACGUGUUUGGAGCAGCAAUUGCUCCAUUUGGGUAAUGAAAAGGUAUGGAGACACAGAUUCAUGGAGCAAAGAAUAUAAUGUUGCAUUGGGCCAGGGGAAUUUGGGCAUGGUAGUAGCCGUUGCUGAUUGUCGUAAAAUAUUGUUGAUAGACAUGACAAGGAUGCUAGCUUUGUAUAAUCCUGAGAUGCAAACAACGCAAAGAACCACUAUUGCUGGUACUAUGUACUCUUUUUACUAUGAGAAUUACGAGGAAAGCCUUGUUUUGCUAGAUAAAGGGGAGUUACUGCCUCCAGUUGAUUUAGCAUCUGAGGAGUCGACAGAUGACGACGACGAUUAUGAUGAUGAUGAUGAUGAUAAUGAUGAUGCUAAUGAUCAAGUACUUGAACUCCUGAAUCAUCAUGUUAUGCAUGAGCGUGUCACAACUUUACUUGGAGCCUGA
Molecule: messenger RNA, 867 nt
Organism: Solanum stenotomum
Lineage: Eukaryota; Viridiplantae; Streptophyta; Magnoliopsida; Solanales; Solanaceae
Product: F-box protein CPR1-like
Exons: 1
Coding region: 1-867 (288 amino acids)
Source: RefSeq, a predicted model, not a curated record